UACCUUCCCCUCCUCUCCUCCUAGGUCCUAGCUAGCUGGUCCCUGCAGCCACUAAGCUUAGCUUUGGGAGCUCUUCUCCAUUGUUUGCAGUUGCAGCACUCCUAACACACUGUCUCUCUCCCCCUCCUAGCUGUUCUUCCUUUCGGUGCUCACCGCUGCUGUUUCAGCUAAUACAGUGUUAAGCUCGGUUACUGUCGUCGGUUUCCAGCAAAGCCUCGCAGCUAUUGCACUUGUGCCUCAACCUGAAGGCCUGUAGCAGGAGAGAGAGAGAGAGAGAGAUUGAGCAAGAAGCAGCAGCAGCAGCAGAAGAAGAAAUAGUCAAAUCAGAGGGGGAACCAAAGCUCCAAGAGGGGAGCUCUCCGGCGUUCGGCUCGCUUCCAGAGUUCCAGCAGCCUGCGGUCGUCCGCCGCUCGAGCUCCCAAUCGGCGGCCAGCCUCCUCCUUUGGCAAGAAGGACCUCCACCUUUUUUCUUGCAAAAAAAGGGCCUUUUCCCCCCUUUUUUCUCUCUCUUUUUUCUUCCUCAUCAUCGUCUUGCUCCCCCCAAGAAGCUGGGAGCUAGCUAGCUAGCGGCCCACCGGUCGAGUUCCCUCUCUCUCUCCAGGCAUGCCUUCGGCGGCAUUACAACUCGGCACGGCGGUGGAGGGCAGCUUCCAAGGCGGCGGCGCCAUGGUGCCGUCCGCGCGCCUCCUCACCCCCAACGGCGGCGCGGUGGCCGGCUCCACCUCCACGCCGAGUCGUCAGGAGGAGACGACGAAGGCCAACGGCGGGGGGCCUGGCUCUGGCCCUGACCUCGCCGCGCUCCGGCCCACCAAAAGGCCGCGCGGAAAAGCCCAGGCCGGGAAGCCCAGGAAGCGGGCGCCGAUCUGGAACCUGCAGGCCGCCGUCUUCGUCUCCGUCGUCCUCAACGUCGGUCUCCUCCUCCAGCACUACGUCAAUAGCACGGCUCCGUCGCAGCAGCAGCACCACCACCACCAGGAGCAUCUGCAGGCCUGCCCGAUGCAUCCAGAUGCUGCUGGCGUCAACCGCAACAGAAGGGGAAGACAGGAGGAGGAGCAGCCGUCCCCGUCCAUGCCCAAGGCCGGGGCGCCGUCGACGGGGAAGCCGGCGGUGACGCCGGACUCGGUGAUCAACCUUGACCACGGCGACCCAACCAUGUUCGAGGAGUUCUGGCGGGGGACGGGGUCCGCCGCCGAGAUCGUCAUCCCGGGGUGGCAGACCAUGAGCUACUUCUCUGACGUCGGCAACGUGUGCUGGUUCCUGGAGCCGGGCCUGGACCACGAGGUGCGGCGGCUGCACCGGCUGGUCGGCAACGCCGCCGUCGACGGGUACCACGUCCUCGUCGGCACCGGCUCCACGCAGCUCUUCAUGGCCGCGCUGUACGCGCUGUCGCCUCCCGCGGGCUCCGCCGCCGGCGCCGCGCCCAUGAGCGUCGUGUCCACGGCGCCCUACUACUCGUCCUACCCUGCCGUCACUGAUUUUCUCCAGUCGGGUCUCUUCCGCUGGGCCGGCGACGCCAACACGUUCAAUGGCGACACCUACAUCGAGCUGGUGUGCUCGCCGAACAACCCCGACGGCGCCAUCCGUGAAGCCGUCCUGUCCUCGGACUCCGGCAUAGCCGUCCAUGACUUGGCCUACUACUGGCCGCAGUACACGGCCAUCACCAAACGCGCUGACCACGACAUCAUGCUCUUCACCGUGUCCAAGAGCACAGGCCAUGCCGGGACGAGGAUCGGGUGGGCGCUGGUGAAGGACCGUGACGUCGCGAAGAGGAUGACCAAGUUUAUCGAGCUCAACACGAUCGGGGUCUCCAAGGACUCGCAGCUGCGCGCCGCCAAGGUGCUCAGGGCGGUCUCCGACGCCUACGAGCUCCCGGAGGCGAAAGAGGACCACCGCCUGUUCGACUACGGCCGUCGCAAGAUGGUGGAGCGCUGGACCAUGCUGCGUGAAGCGGCCGCCGCCUCGGGCAUCUUCAGCCUCCCCGAGGAGACCUCGGGCUUCUGCAACUUCACCAAAGAAAUUGCAGUGACUAACCCCGCGUUCGCGUGGCUGCGCUGCGACAGGGAAGACGUGGAGGACUGCGCGAGCUUCCUGCGCGGCCACAAGAUACUGACGCGGAGCGGGAGCCAGUUCGGGGCGGACCCGAGGUACGUCCGGGUCAGCAUGCUCGACAGGGACGACGCCUACGACAUCUUCGUGAAGCGCCUCUCCUCGCUGCAAUGAAAGGUGGCCGGCGACGCGUGGAGACGCGAGACGGAGGAGGAUACGAUGCCACCCGGCCGGCGUCGGCACGCCGGGCCGUGGGAGCAUGAGUAGGGGCAGCCAGUGAUCUUCAGUAGGAAGACGCGCAGGAGGAGCAACGUUUUGUUUCGCUUUUUCUGCUGUAUGUUUUGUGUUGUUCGGGAUGUAGGCGUCGUCUCAAAGAUUCUUAUAAAGGUUUCAUUUCUUCUUUUUUUUCCUCUUGUUAAUAAGUGGUGUAUGUGAGACUGAACUGACGUAACAAAAAAAAA
Sorghum bicolor (sorghum) is the source of this 2507-nucleotide messenger RNA. RefSeq names its product tryptophan aminotransferase-related protein 2. NCBI's taxonomy places the organism in Eukaryota, Viridiplantae, Streptophyta, Magnoliopsida, Poales, Poaceae. The transcript is spliced from 5 exons. The record is from RefSeq and is a predicted model, not a curated record. Gene Ontology annotation, biological process: amino acid metabolic process. Gene Ontology annotation, molecular function: transaminase activity; carbon-sulfur lyase activity. Bases 604 to 2220 code for a protein of 538 amino acids.